This is a messenger RNA of Arvicanthis niloticus (Nile rat), 2679 nucleotides long. The record is from RefSeq and is a predicted model, not a curated record. Lineage: Eukaryota; Metazoa; Chordata; Mammalia; Rodentia; Muridae.
AUGGAGGCGUCCUCUGUGCUUCUCUGCCAGGGGCGUACCCCUUGGCAGGGCUUCCUGCUCACAGCCUCCCUCUUAACCUGCUGGUUUCUGCCCACCACUGCCCAAGUUGCCAUCGAACCCUUACCUUCCCAAGUGGUUGAAGGAGAAAAUGUUCUUCUACGUGUUAACAAUCUGCCAGAGAAUCUUCUAGCCUUUGUCUGGUAUAGAGGGGUGACAAAUAUGAGUCUCGGAAUUGCACUGUAUUCACUGACCUACAGCGUAACUGUGACGGGGCCCACGCACAGCGACAGAGAGACGUUGUACAGCAAUGGGUCCCUGUGGAUCCACAAUGUCACCCAGAAGGACACAGGAUUCUACACUUUUCGAACCAUAAGUAAACGUGGAGAAAUUGUAUCAAAUACAACAGUGCAUCUUCAAGUGUACUCAUCUCUUUGGACAUGUGAGCACCCUUCUCCCUAUGCCAAGCUCACCAUUGAAUCAGUGCCACCCAGAAUUGCUGAAGGGGAAAAUGUUCUUCUAUGGGUUCAAAAUCUCCCAAAAAAUCUUCUAUCCCUUUUCUGGUACAAAGGGGUGAUUGCAGUGAGGAAAUUUGAGGUUGUCAAAUAUAUUAAAGCCACAAAUUCAAGUGUUCCAGGGCCUGCACACAGUGGUCGAGAGACAGUAGACAGCAAUGGAUCUCUGCUGCUCAAGAAGGUCACACAGAAUGAUAGUGGAUUCUAUACUCUACGAACUAUGAGUACAGAUCUGAAAGAUGAAGUAGCACAUGUGCAACUCUACGUGGAUAGCUUUGUUUCAAACUUCAACGACUCUCCCUCCACUGCAAAACUCAGCAUAGAAUCAGUGCCACCCAGCAUUGCUGAAGGUGAAAGUGUUCUUCUACAGGUUCACAAUCUCCCAAAAAACCUUCUAUCCCUUUUCUGGUACAAAGGGAUGAUUGCAGAGAAGAAAUCUGAGCUAAUCCAACACAUAAUAGCCACAAGUUCAAGUAUUCCAGGGCCUGCAUACAGUGGUCGAGAAACAGUGUACAGCAAUGGAUCUCUGCUGCUCCAGAAGGUCACACCGAAUGAUAGUGGAUUCUAUACUCUACAAACUAUGAGUACAGAUGUGAAUAAUGAAGUGGCACAUGUGCAACUCCAACUGAACACCUCCACUUGCUGUAACCUUCUCACCUCUGACCAACUCAGGAUUGAACCGAUGCCUCAGAAUGCUGCUGUGGGGAAAAGUGUUCUUCUUCUCAUUUAUAAUGUACCAGAAGACAUUCAGACACUUUUCUGGUACAAAUCGGUGUAUAGGACGGAUAUAUUUAAAAUUGCAGAAUAUAGCAGAGCCAUGGAAUCCACUAUCUGGGGGCUUGCACACAGCGGAAGAGAGAUGGUAUACAAGAAUGGAUCCCUGAUGAUCCAGAAUGUCACUGAAAAUGAUGCAGGAUUGUAUAUGUUAGAAAUUUUACACAAGGACUUCAAACUUGAGAGAGCACAUGUGCAAGUCCAUGUAAAUAACCCUGUUUCAUGGCCCUUUGUGAGAGUCACUGAAACCACAGUCAGAGUCCAGAGCUCAGUGGUCUUCACUUGCUUCUCAGCUGACCCUGGAAUCUCCAUCCAUUGGCUAUUCAAUAAGCAGAGUCUGCAGCUCACAGAGAGGAUGACACUUUCCCCGUCAAAGUGCCAACUCAGCAUAGAUCCUGUCAGGAAGGAGGAUGCUGGAGAGUAUCAAUGUGAGGUCUCCAACCCAGUCAGUUCAAAGACCAGUCUCCCAGUCAGCCUGACUGUGAUGGAAGUGGAAGAUUUGGUCAACAUGGAGAUCCCAGUGGCUAGAGCAGACACCCAGCUGGUCUGCUCCCCUGUGGAAGCUGUGUCUGGAGACAUCCUGGAGAGGCCACUGCCCUUAGAGCUGCAGUCUGGUGAACUGAGACAUAAUGAGAGGAAAGGGGAGAAAGCACGGGAGCUGAAGCUUUUCACAGAGCAGGUGGCAGAGGUCAUGAUGGACUCUGUUGUAGUUUCCUGUAAAGACUAUACCUCCUGGCAGGGGCUCUUGCUCACAGUUUCCCUUUUAACCUGCUGGCUGCUUCCCACUACUACUCAGCUCAUCAUUGAAUCAGUGCCUCCCAUUGCUGUUGAAGGGGAAAAUGUUCUUUUGUUAGUGCAUAAUUUGCCAAAGAAGGUUAACGCCCUUUCCUGGUACAUAGGAGAUAAAGUGCUCAAGAGUUGUGAAAUUGCAAGACAUACGAUAGCUACCAAUUCUAGUGUGGUGGGACUUGCACACAGUGGUAGAGAGACAGUACUCAACAAUGGAUCUCUGCUGAUUAAAAGUGUCACCAGAAAAGACUCAGGAUACUACACUCUGGAAAUACUUGAUUCAGCCUCAAGACUUGAAAUAAUACAUGCAGAAUUCUUUGUACACAAGCCUGUGACACAGCCCUUCAUGCGAGUCAUUGACACAACAGUCAGAGUUCAGAGCUCAGUGGUCUUCACAUGCUUCUCAUUUCGGAUCUCCAUCUGUUGGCUCUUCAAUGAUCAAAGUGUGGAGCUCAGAGAAAGGAUCACACUUUCCCUAUCAAAGUGCCAACUCAGGAUACACACUGUCAGGAAGGAGGAUGCUGGAAAGUAUUAAUGUGAGGCCUUCAACCUUGUCAGUACGAAGACCAGUCUCCCCAUCAGCCAGGCUGUGAUGAAUGAGUGA